CUUUAAAUGAAUUGGGGUUUUACACGUCCUAUCACUCAUGAGAGCCGCUGGAACAAAAGAGAUAAAAACAACUAUGGAAAUGAAGGAUUUAUCUGCCUUUGAAAACUUAAAAUAUCUGAGGUGAUGCAGGAGCUCAAUAUAAAAGAUUUUUUUUAAGUGAAUUUCUAAAUUUAAGUACAAAACUUACAAAGCUGUAGAAUUACAGCUUCAAAUAUUUUUAGAUGUUGAGCAACAUUGAACUGAGGAUUCGUUAGAAAACACUGACUGAGAGGCUCCUCAUCCUGGAAUGAAGCAGAGCUUUAUAAUCCCUCCCCCCUUUCUUUUACAGUCAGCUCCUCUCUGACUCAACAUUUCCUUAGUCUGUCCCCAUCAGAUCUACAGUUGGAAGAUUAGUGUGACUAACAGGAACUGAGGUUCACAGCACAAACACAAGUGUAGAUAAGAACUCAAACUAGUUUAAUUUCUCAGGAAGUCAAACUCAGACAGCCGUUGUCUCUGAGAGGUGAAAUGGUGGAGAAAGGAAUUCAGCUGGUGGAGGAAACCUUGUCUUGUUCCAUCUGUCUGGAUCUACUGAAGGAUCCGGUGGCUGUUUCCUGUGGACAUAGCUACUGCAUGAAGUGUCUUCAAAGCCACUGGGAUACAGAGGAUGAGAAGAAACUCUACAGCUGCCCUCAGUGCAGGCAGAUCUUCACACCGAGGCCUGUGCUGCUGAAAAACACCAUGUUAGCCAUUUUAGUGGAGGAGCUGAAGAAGAGCGGACUCCAAGCUGCUCCUGCUGAUCACUGCUAUGCUGGAGCUGAAGAUGUGGCCUGUGAUGUCUGCCCCGGGAGGAAACUGAAAGCCCAAAAGUCCUGUCUGCAAUGUCUGGCCUCUUACUGUCAAAAUCACCUUCAGCCUCAUUUUGAAGUAGCUCCUUUAAAGAAACACAAGCUGGUGGAGCCGUCCAAGAAGCUCCAGGAGAACGUCUGCUCUCGUCAUGAUGAGGUGAUGAAGAUGUUCUGUCGCACUGAUCAGCAGUCUAUCUGUACUAUCUGUUUAUUGGACGAGCAUAAAGGCCACAACACAGUCUCAGCUGCAGCAGAGAGGGCCGAGAGGCAGAGAGAGCUGGAGGUGAGUCGACAAAACAUCCAGCAGAGAAUCCAGGACAGAGAGAAAGAUGUGAAGCUGCUUCAACAGGAAGCAGAGGCCAUCAAUUGCUCCGCUGAUAAAGCAGUGGAGGACAGCCAGGAGAUCUUCACCCAGCUGAUCCGUCUCAUAGAGGAACAACGCUCGGAUGUGGCCCAGCAGGUCCGAUCCCAGCAGGAAAGCCAAGUGAGUCGAGUCAAAGAGCUGGAGGAGAAGCUGAGGCAAGAGAUCGCUGAGCUGAAGAGGAAAGACGGCGAGCUGCAGACGCUGUCACAAACACAGGAUCACAACCAGUUUCUACACGACUACCCCUCACUGUCAGCACUCAGUCAACCUACACGCUCAUCCAGCAUCCAUAUCCGUCCUCUGAGGUACUUUGAAGACGUGACAGCGGCUGUAUCAGCAGUCAGAGAUAAACUACAGGAUGUCCUGACAGAGACAUGGACAAACAUCUCACUCACAGUGACUGAAGUGGAUGUUUUACUGCCAAGACCAGAGCCCAACACCAGAGAGAAGUUCAUCAGAUAUUCAUGUGACAUCACACUGGAUCCAAACACAGCACAUAGAAAUCUGUUAUUAUCUGAUGGGAACAGAGAAGCAACACUGACGAGUCAACAGUCUUAUCCUAGUCACCCAGACAGAUUCACCAAUAGUCUACAGGUCCUGAGUCGAGAGAGUCUGACUGGACGUUGUUACUGGGAGGUGGAGAGGAGAGGAGGAGUUUACGUAGCAGUCGCACACAAGAAUAUCAGCAGAACAGGGAGUGGGAAUGAAUGUGGAUUUGGAGGCAAUGACAAAUCUUGGGCGUUAAAUUGUAAUGACAGUGGUUAUUACUUUUGGCACAAAAAUGUCCAGACUCCUGUCUCUGGUCCUCGGUCCUCCAGAGUUGGAGUGUACCUGGAUCACAGAGCAGGUAUUCUGUCCUUCUACGGCAUCUCUGAAACCAUGACUCUCCUCCACCGAGUCCACACCACAUUCACUCAGCCUCUACAUGCUGGACUUACAGUUGGUUAUGAUUCCACUGCUGCUAUAUGUAAGCUGAGGUAGACAGAAGUCAUUUAAAGGAAAAGUGGUUUAACUUCUGUGUUUGAAUCCUUCAGCUUGAUUUUUCUUCAUGUUUGUUGCUGCAGUCAUAUCUUACUGAAGACCAGAUGACUUAAUUACCAAACACAAUCUACUGGAUGGCCAAGCAAACAGAUUUAGAAAUAACACGACAUCUUCAGUGGCUCUCAUGGAAUUUUGUAGAGGAAAUAACAUCAGACACUUCAAACAAGGAAGAUGCUGCAUGAAUCUGACACAAUAGGUCAUCAAUGAUUAAUAAUAAAACGUCAGAAAUAUGGAAUAAGAGGAGGAGCACUCAAUUGGAUCGUUGCUUACUUAGACCAUAAUUCAGUAUGUUCAUAUCAAUCAAGUUCAUUCAGAACUACUACAGGUUCAGUGCUGGGGCCAUUAUGCUUCAUUUAGUAAAUUAAUAUAUGUGAAUGUUCUUUAUACUGACACUAUUUCUAUUUGCUUAUGAUACAGAUUUACUUUAUUACAGUGACAAAAUGAUAAAUGGGUUUUGUGUAUAAAGCAGUUUAUAUUGAUGGUGAUUUUUAAAUGUUAUUGAUCACUAUUUUAUUCUUGCGGGUCUUCGGGGGCUCAGGUUUUCUUAGAUAUAAGUAGGGGGGCUCCAGGUCAAAAGCUUGGGAACCACUGAUUCAGGGAAAUCAAUCAGCCAAGAAACAUUUGGGUUUUUUGGUGAUUUUUUUUUAUUAUUAUUGUAACUAUUCUUA
This is a messenger RNA of Cheilinus undulatus (humphead wrasse), 2900 nucleotides long. RefSeq names its product tripartite motif-containing protein 16-like. Lineage: Eukaryota; Metazoa; Chordata; Actinopteri; Labriformes; Labridae. The transcript has a single exon. The record is from RefSeq and is a predicted model, not a curated record. The coding region runs from base 508 to 2172 and encodes 554 amino acids. Gene Ontology annotation, molecular function: protein binding; zinc ion binding.